UUCGCUUUAACAGCCGGUUGUAAUGUCUGCUCAUUCACCGCCUUUACAAUGACAUGUUGAAGAGUCGUGUGUUUUGUUAAGCCCCGUUUUUUCUGAACAAAAAUAAACAACAACAAUGUCGCUGUCAACAGCACGUUCAUUCUUGUCGGAGGCGUGUUAUGGCGAGCAAGAACUGGACGCCAACUCGGCUCUCUUGGAGCUGGACAAAGGGUUGCGGUCGGUGAAGCUGGGGGAGCAGUGUGAGGCUGUGGUGCUCUUCCCCAAACUCUUCCAGAAGUAUCCUUUCCCCAUCCUCAUCAACUCUGCUUUCCUCAAACUAGCUGACAUCUUCAGACUUGGGAACAAUUUCCUGCGCCUCUGUGUGCUGAAAGUAACUCAACAGAGUGAGAAACAUCUGGAAAAGAUCCUCAAUGUGGAUGAAUUUGUCAAACGAGUGUUUUCAGUCAUCCACAGCAACGACCCCGUGGCCAGAGCCAUCACUCUGAGGAUGCUCGGUAGUUUGGCCUCCAUCAUCCCAGAGAGGAAGAACGCCCACCACAGUAUCCGCCAAAGCCUGGACUCUCAUGACAAUGUAGAAGUAGAAGCUGCCAUAUUUGCUGCUGCAAGCUUCUCUGCACAGUCAAAAGACUUUGCUGCUGGGAUUUGCAACAAAGUCAGUGAGAUGAUACAAGCUUUGGACACUCCAGUGGAGCUGAAGCUGAAGUUGAUCCCCAUGCUGCAGCACAUGCACCAUGAUUCCAGCUUGGCCUCCAGCAGCAGAGAGCUUCUGCAGCACCUGGUCAGCUCUUAUCCUUCCACCCCCAUGGUCAUCGUCAGCCUGCACACCUUCACCCAGCUCGCUGCCUCCUCCCUUGUUGAUAUUCCAAAGCAGUUGCAGCUCCUCCUUCAAUACCUGAAAGACGACCCAAGAAAAGCCGUGAAGAGACUCGCAAUCAAUGACCUGAAGCUCCUGGCUAAGAAGGCUCCUCACCUGUGGAUCAGAGAGAACACUCAGACCCUGUGUGAGUGCGCCCUGAGCAGCCCAUACAACAGUUUGAAGCUGGGGAUGUUGGCUGUCCUCUCCACCCUCUCUGGAACUAUUGCAAUCAAGCAGUACUUUAACAACAUGACAGGUGGCUCCUCGGUUCCCCCCCGCCUCACUGACCUGGUUAAACUAGCACAAGAAUGCUGUUACCACAGCAACCUGGCAGUGGCUGCUCACGGGGUCAUAGUGCUCUCCAACAUCGCCAUUUCCUGUCCAGAAAAAGAUAUAGUCCAGCUGGAGCAGGACACCGUGUUGGGAGUCGAGUCCCUUCUGAUGCUCUGCAGUCAGGACAGCAGCUCCAGUGCACAGGCAACACUUAAAACUGCCCUCACCUCAUUGGUCAAACUGCUUAAAAGUCGACCCCACCUCAGCCAAUCAGCCGUGGAAUUCCUGCUCGGUCAGCUGCACUUAUCCUGCGACUCCUCGCGCGUUCUCGUGUGCCACGCUCUGGCGGCCAUCGCCACCCACCUGCCUGUGCUGGGCGACGGCAUGCUGGGAGAUUUGGUGGACCUGUAUAGAGUGGCCAGUCACUCGUCCACAGACAAGCAGCAGGAGCUUCUGGUUUCCUUGGCAACAGUCAUUUUUGUUGCCAGCCAGUCGUCUCUGUCAGCUGAAGUGAAGACUGUCAUCAAACAGCAGCUGGAGAACGGUGCUAAUGGCUGGACAGUGUAUCGCAUCGCAAGGCAGGCCUCACGCAUGGGAUGCCAUGAGUUCUCCAGCGAGCUGUACCAGAGUCUGCGGACCCGCGUGGCGUCGGAGCACUUUUACUUCUGGCUGAACAGCCUGAAGGAGUUUUCCCAAGCGGAGCAGUGCCUGAGUCAUGUGGAGGACGGAGACUACAGUGGAGCCAUGAGCGCCAUCGCCGAGGCCCUGCGCUCCUACCAAAAGGGCAUCGCCUCCCUCACGGCUGCCAGCACUCCCUUGAGCCCGCUUACAUUUCAGUGUGAGUUCAUUAAGCUCAGGAUAGACACCCUGCAGGCUCUGUCUCAGCUCAUCUGUACCUGCAACAGCUUGAAAACCAGCCCUCCCCCCGCAAUCGCCACCACCGUCGGCCUCGCAGGCAACGACCUGCAGCGGUGCGGACGCAUCUCCAUGCAGAUGAAGGUGUGCAUGGAUGAGUUCAGAAGUCUUGCAGCUCGCUACUCUGAAUUACACCAAUCGUCCUUUGAUGCUGAUUACGCCACUCUUCGAAAUGUGGAGCUACAACAACAGAGCUGUUUGCUUGUCUCACACGUUAUAGAAGCGCUGAUACUGGACCCACAGGCAGCCAGUUUCCAGGAGUAUGGCACCCUGGGGUCGGUUCAGACAGAGAGUGAAUAUGAGCGACGGAUGAUGUCAGUCUUCAGCCGCGUGUUGGAGGAAGUGGAGGGCCUCACAAAGAAACACCCUCCUGUGUCAUGCCUGCACACAGGAUGCCUCUGUGAUGCCGUCAUAGCUUUGCUGAAGGUUCCGCUGUCUUUCCAGAGAUAUUUCUUCCAAAAGCUCCAGUCAACAAGCAUCAAGCUCGCCCUCUCUCCCUCCCCACGAACGCCGAGCGAACCGAUCCCGGUGCAGAACAGCCAGCAGCUGACCCUGAAGGUGGAGGGGGUGGUGCAGCACGGUUCAACUCCAGGACUCUUCCGAAAGAUUCACUCCGUCUGUCUCAAUGUGACUUCGGUUCUCCAGAGCAAGACAGGGCCUGAGUACAAGAUUCCACUCGAUACCAAAACUAAUGAGAUCGAGCAACGUGUAGAACCCCACAACGACUACUUCAGCACCCAGUUUUUGCUGAAUUUCUCCGUCUUGGGCACCCACACCGUCACUGUGGAGGCUUCUGUGGUGGAUGAGAGCGGGAUCGAGUGGAAGACUGGGCCCAAGACGACUGUGUCUGUCAAAUCCAUGGAGGAUCCAUACUCCCAGCAGCUCCGCCAUCAACUGCAGCAGGGAGGAUCUCAGCCAGCGCCACAGAGGAGUGCAUACGCCCGCUUCUAGUGAAUGCCUUUAUCUUCGAGAACAGUCUUAGCUUCAGUUCUGUGAGCUGUUUUGUCUAGUUGAAACUGAAUUUGUACAUACUUUUUCAAUUAUUAAAAAGCCAGAUUUAAUUUUAA
Labrus mixtus (cuckoo wrasse) is the source of this 3111-nucleotide messenger RNA. RefSeq names its product integrator complex subunit 7 (gene ints7). The coding region runs from base 116 to 2995 and encodes 959 amino acids. The record is from RefSeq and is a predicted model, not a curated record. Lineage: Eukaryota; Metazoa; Chordata; Actinopteri; Labriformes; Labridae. Gene Ontology annotation, cellular component: integrator complex. The transcript is spliced from 20 exons. Gene Ontology annotation, biological process: snRNA 3'-end processing.